This is a messenger RNA of Phycomyces blakesleeanus NRRL 1555(-), 1137 nucleotides long. RefSeq lists its product as hypothetical. The record is from RefSeq and is a predicted model, not a curated record. The annotation marks the transcript as partial. Gene Ontology annotation, biological process: protein phosphorylation; intracellular monoatomic cation homeostasis; intracellular signal transduction. NCBI's taxonomy places the organism in Eukaryota, Fungi, Mucoromycota, Mucoromycetes, Mucorales, Phycomycetaceae. The transcript is spliced from 3 exons. Gene Ontology annotation, molecular function: protein serine/threonine kinase activity; ATP binding.
CGCUUCCAGAUACAUUUAGAUGGUACUCAUACUCACCAUCUUACUCAGUCUUCAGCCCACAAGUGGAUGAGUAGUAUCAACGAUGUUGUCGAUGGAUUUCUUACUCGUAUGACUACAAGCGCGUCUCGUUUUCAUCUCUGGGCAAAGGAUAGACCACUACCAGAAGAAAUACUUAAAGAAGAGCGCACACUUAUCGAUAAUAUUCUUGGAAAAGAUUCUUCCAAAGGUGUGUCGCUUGUCAAAACAUGGGGAAGAUGUCAGACAAUAAUUGGCAAGGGAAACUACGGUACCGUAAGGCUGAUAGCCUCCCAAGACCCAUGCAUUCCAAGCACGCGCCUUUAUGCAGUCAAGGAGUUUCGGAAAAGAAGGUCGGAAUCGAUACAGUCCUAUGUGCGUCGACUGACGCCAGAAUACGUUACUGCUCUUCAUCUUCAUCAUCCUCAUGUUGUCCAAGUAUUUGAUCUCUUGCCUCUCAACGAUAAAUCCCUCUUGUAUUGUCAAGUCAUGGAAUAUUGCGACGGGAGUGACCUUUUUCAUCAGAUUUCGCAAAUACCAUCCGGACUCGUUGCAGAGGAGGCCAAUUGUUAUUUUCGUCAACUGAUAUCAGGAGUUGCUUACUUGCACACUAUGGGGGUUACUCACCGCGAUAUUAAGCCAGAAAAUCUUCUCUUUACAUCAAAAGGUUGUUUGAAAAUUACUGACUUUGGAUCUUCUUUCUGCUUCCGUCCGAAGGAAAACGCCCGAUGGGUGGAGUACAGUCGAGGAUUGGUUGGAUCUGAACCUUAUAUGGCCCCGGAAAUAUUUGUCGAAAAAGAGUACGACCCACGUCCCAUUGAUAUUUGGAGCUGUGCGAUAGUUUACAUGGUUAUGCGUACAGGUAGCUACAUUUGGUAUGUAGCUAAGAAAGAAGACGACGAAUGUUACUCACGGUAUCUUCGGUUUCAACAGAGGGAAAAUGCAAAGGCUCGCGAAAGACUUCAAAGACGCGCAAAAUUAGGUCGUUGGGACGUACUGGAAUCUCUUGAAGACGGUCCAAAAGGUUUAAUAUACCACAUGCUCAAUACUGAUCCCUCAAAACGAAUGACAUCUCAGCAAGUAUUAAAAGACUCGUGGCUCGAGUCUAUUGAGUGCUGCCAG